AUGUCUUUGGUUUCUCUCUUCAAGAAUACUUUCCUUAAGUCUAGAGUUAUUGGAUUAUCAUUCCAAGCCCAAAGAGUCAUGGCUUAGAUGGCUAAGACUGAUUUUGAAAAUCCUGAUGAGCACUUCCUCUUAAACGAUGCUAUGAAAUAUAAUGAACUUGUCUUCUACGGCAGACUAGCUGAAAAUUGGUCAAUUAACCCUGAAUUAUUUGGUAAGGCCGAAUUAGCUAAGUACAAUGAAGCUAAAUAGACUUUAAUCGACUUCAAUUAAUAUCACGCAUUAGUUCAAAAUCUUCACGAAUUCUAUUGGGAAUUGAAGACUAUCUACCUCGAACUUUCAAGAGGUGUUGCUACUUCCAACUUCCACAACAAGAGAGAAGUCACUCACUCUAUCAUCGAAUCAGACAUUAAGAAUUCCAUCCAUAAAUAUAUUUAGCUUAUCGAUGACUUAAAAGAUUACCCUGAAUGGUAACACAAGGUCAGAGAAGAAAUUGGUUAUUAUGCUCAUAUGAUCUAUACUUCAGUCAAUCACGACGGUAACUUCCCUGAAAUCUUUAAAGAAUUCAAUAAGGUCGACUCCCUCUAUUACUUCAAAUGA
Molecule: messenger RNA, 597 nt
Organism: Tetrahymena thermophila SB210
Lineage: Eukaryota; Ciliophora; Oligohymenophorea; Hymenostomatida; Tetrahymenidae
Exons: 6
Source: RefSeq, a predicted model, not a curated record